This is a messenger RNA of Amphibalanus amphitrite, 920 nucleotides long. RefSeq names its product UPF0587 protein v1g245604-like. The coding region runs from base 21 to 608 and encodes 195 amino acids. The record is from RefSeq and is a predicted model, not a curated record. Gene Ontology annotation, molecular function: zinc ion binding. Lineage: Eukaryota; Metazoa; Arthropoda; Thecostraca; Balanomorpha; Balanidae. The transcript is spliced from 2 exons.
CCGGGAGUGGGCGUCACAAAAUGACUGUGUUUCCACACAUUUUGCAUUCGUCUCGUUUCUGCCCUUUGAGUGGGAGCUCUCAAUGUGAAGUGAUCAGGCAGGAUAUCAACGUCAAAAACAUGGUGCACCUGGGUCUGCAGCUUCGCGCUACAUUGGAGAAUGUGACUGAUAUACAGCCCCAGCCAGACGACGAUGACUUCCGCUGGUACGUGAAGCUGCGUUGCAACCACUGCGGCGACCAACCAGACCACUUUGUCUACCUCUGCGCCACGGAGGAAGUCCCCGUCAAGGGCGGCCGAGGCCAUGCCAACAUGGCCGUGAAGUGCAAGCUCUGUGGCCGCGAUAACCACGUGGACAUCGUGCCCGGCUCUGUGAAGCCUCUGACGGAGAGCGAGAAGUUCCAGACGGUGGUCGAGUUCGACUGUCGGGGAGUGGAGCUCACCGAUUUCUCGCCUCGCGUCGGUUGGACGUGCCGUGGCGCAGAGUCGGGCACCAAGUUCGCCGACGUCGACCUCUCGGAAAAGGAGUGGGUCGAGUACGACGAAAAGGCCGGUGAGUCGGUGGGUAUCUAUGAUGUGCAGUCGCAGUUUGUCAAACUGAAGAACUAAACCUGGUACGGAGUGCUGAUCCACAGGUGUUUGGGAUGGGAGAAACUUACGAGGGGCUUGCUGGUUUUUGCCGGAUUUGGCAUUGCGAGUUAGCUUGACGCAGCUCGUAGUUAGAACUUAUGCGAGCAUACAUCGCUAAUUGGCGGGGAUCGUUCCGUUGCUUCGUUUGCUGUGAUGAUGCUGACUUACGUAUGGGCAAGUUGGUGUGAGAAAGCUCGUUUUACAGUGUUACAAUUAAGGCUAUAUAGUAAAUGAUAACGUGCUCCCAAGGAGUGGUCAAUGUAAAUGUAACUUAAAUACAUUCGUAAAGAA